CUCGUUCUGUGGCAGGGAUAGGCGUCCUCGUAUCCAAUCCUCCCGAGGAGGGAGGGAAAGCAGGAGGAGAGCGCUUUCCUCAUGCGACCCCCGCUCCUGCAGAAGCUCCCGGCAUAAACGAAGAACACACUUCAUCCGAAGCAUAGAAGCGCUUCACUGUGGAAGAUCACCAAAAAACACCUUUAACUUUAAAAACCAAGAAAAAAAAGUAUGAAACAAAGAUCUCGUUGACUCUGAAGUUUGAAACUCACCACAUUCAGCGCAAAGUACAGAAUGGAUCAGCGUCAAGCCACUGCCCCCCGCUUUCUUGAAGAAUGGUGUUCGGGUGAAUCGCUGUUUGGCUACAGAAGGCAUCAGAAUGUCAGGAAAAAACUGAGACCCAUACGAAUCGUAGGGCUCUUCGUGAGCAUAGUGGCCAUUAGCACUUUUUCACUUUCAAUUAGUGCCUUUUUCCAAACAGAGCCCCACAGUACUGACCCGGCCGAUGGAUUAGGUAGUCAGGUGCAUGUACAUCGUCAAAGAACUCUGUUAGAUUUAAAGAACAGGAACGCUCCCCCGAGCCACACUCCAAAGCCACCUGAACAUGAGAACACCACAGAGCACGCUAAGGGAGAGUACCCCAAAGACCUCUUUUCUCUUCAGGAGCGAAGAAGGGGUGCAGUAAUCCUCCAUGUCUUUGGGAUGAUUUACAUGUUCGUAGCCUUAGCCAUUGUCUGUGAUGAGUUCUUUGUCCCUUCUUUGACGGUCAUCACAGAAAAACUGGCCAUUUCUGACGAUGUGGCCGGAGCAACCUUCAUGGCUGCUGGAGGCUCAGCCCCAGAACUUUUCACAUCCCUGAUCGGAGUGUUUAUAGCGCACAGUAAUGUCGGCAUUGGCACCAUAGUAGGUUCUGCCGUAUUCAAUAUCCUGUUUGUUAUUGGAAUGUGUGCUUUAUUCUCUAGAGAGAUCCUGAACCUUACCUGGUGGCCACUCUUUAGAGAUGUGUCAUUUUACAUCAUAGCCCUGAUUAUGCUAAUCGUCUUUUUUCUGGAUAAUUUCAUCAUGUGGUGGGAAAGCUUGAUCCUAUUAACAGCUUAUUUUUGCUAUGUGACUUUCAUGAAGUUCAAUGUUCAAGUGGAAAGAUGUGUCAAGCAACUGAUCAACAGAAACAAAGUUGUCGAGGUAGCUGCAUCCGAGGCCGAAGCAAAGUCAUCUACUGCCAGGGACAAGGAUGAGCAAACCCUGACGACUAAACCACGUCUCCAGAGAGGUGGAAGCUCUGCUUCCCUACACAACAGUCUGAUGAGGAACAGCAUCUUCCAACUCAUGAUUCACACCCUUGACCCACUUGCUGAAGAGCUUGGAUCAUAUGGAAAACUAAAAUAUUAUGACACAAUGACUGAAGAAGGACGAUUCAGAGAAAAGGCGUCUAUCCUCCACAAGAUUGCCAAGAAGAAGUGCCAGGUGGAAGAAAAUGAAAUGCAAAAUGGGGCUGCCAAUCAUGUGGAUCUGGAAAUCCUGGGGCUGGGCCAGGAUUCCUGCACCUCUGAUGGGUCCAGGGCAACCAGCAGAACUAGGCCCACCAUUAAUCAAUCAAUCAAUGAAAAAAUUGAACUUCCCAACAGCAUAGAUAUGGAACUUGAAGUUACGCCUCCCAGUGAAGGUUCAGGACCUGUGCAAAAUGGAAAUCUCUCUCAUGACAUUGGAUCGGCAGAGACACAGACUUCAGAUGCUGGUGAGGAAGAUGACGACCAGCCACUCAGCCUGGCCUGGCCUACCACCACCCGCAAACAGAUAACAUUCAUUAUAGUUUUCCCAAUUGUGUUUCCAUUGUGGAUUACCCUGCCAGAUGUUCGAAAAACUUCAGCAAGGAAGUUUUUUCCUAUCUCAUUCUUCGGAUCCAUCUCCUGGAUAGCCAUUUUCUCAUACUUGAUGGUCUGGUGGGCACAUCAGGUUGGAGAGACAAUCGGCAUUAGCGAAGAGAUAAUGGGGCUGACCAUUUUAGCGGCUGGGACCUCUAUCCCUGAUCUCAUUACCAGUGUCAUUGUAGCCCGGAAAGGUCUGGGAGACAUGGCGGUGUCCAGCUCUGUCGGUAGCAACAUCUUUGACAUUACAGUGGGCCUCCCGUUGCCCUGGCUCUUGUUUACCAUCAUUAAUAACUUCAAACCAGUGGCAGUCAGUAGCAAUGGUCUCUUCUGUGCCAUCGUACUUCUCUUCAUCAUGCUGAUUUUCGUCAUCAUCUCAAUUGCUGUGUGCAGGUGGAGGAUGAACAAAUUCUUGGGCUUUACCAUGUUUGGCCUCUACUUCAUAUUCCUGGUGAUCAGUGUCCUCCUGGAGGACAGAAUUAUUGUGUGCCCUAUCUCCAUCUAACGGGGGGAGAAAGCCAUUUAUUGAAUGAAAAUUUAGACAGCAAUGAAUGGUCCAAAUUCCCUCCACUUCCCAUCUCCCAACCUAAUUACCUUCUACCCCAUAAGAGGUGACAUGUCCACUGCCCUGUCUUUAUCUCCUUGGCUUGUGUAAGAAAGGCUUGAUUCAUAUUUGGCAAAAUAGUUCACAUGCUGCCGUUGCUGCUGCUAAAUGACACGGCUACAUAAAAGAGACAAGAUUAGCUACUAAACAGCUUCCCCUCCUUUGUGUCUUGCUACUCACAGUUCAUACUCCUCUCUGGUCAGAGGUACACAUGCUAUAAUGCUACAAGUUGUGAUGUAGACUAUGUAUAUCAUUUGUUUCUACGUACCUCUAUAUAAACAUUUAUUACUAUAUAUCUGAAUACAGACACAAAGAGCAAACUACAAAUAUAUAUUUAUGUGCGUGUGUGUAUGUGUGUGUGCGUGUGUGUGUGUCAUUGCAGGAGUAGCUCUAGUGUCUUUGUGGGGGAUGGGAGGGUGGGGGUGGGGAAGUCAACCUUCAAUCUGGGCUUUCUGUGUUAAUUGUCCUUGAUGGAAAUAGUUGACAUAACUGCAUUGGGGUGGGGCUGGGGAAAUGUUGUAAUUUUAGUUGGAACCUAAUGAAGUACUUACCGUUGCCAUGGAGAGAUGGACUGACUGGGUUUAAGGGAGUGUUGGAACAGCUUUUGUGAAGAGAACCUUAAUUGUUGCCUGGAAAAAUUACCCCUCUUCGUAGAAGCCCCCAAAGACACUGCAAGGUACUGUCCUGGAAAGGAAGAGGAAGGGAUCCAGUACUGCUGAGCUGGAAGCAUCGAUCUGAAUCCCGGAAGGGUUCCUUGAGACAGUCAGAGAUAAAACCCAGAGUGCUCUUUGUUAGGGGGAAGAAGAGGAUGAAGGGGGGAUAGAAGGCAAGUGCAAGUAGAAAUCACAGUUCCUUAACACCUAGCUUUAUUCCUAGGACAACUGAAUAUAUACUGUACCUGUGUCAUUUCAAUGAUCUUUCCAUAUUCAUCACUGUUAAAAGAAAAAAAAAAGUCAAGUUGGAAUGGCUUUGGUUUUAACGCUAUUGUCUCCAGCUCGGAUUAAUCUCUACCCAGCCGAAGGAGCAUAGGUUUCUAAAGUGUACCUUUCUGUGGCAUGUAAUUUCCUUGAGGCUUGACACUUAACCUUGAUUUGGAGACUUAGCCACCUUUUUUAGAACGAUUUUCCAGUAUGAUCACAGGCAGUUCCAGUAGCCACUGAAAUCACUGUUCCUCAAAGAGCUUCAUUAGCAGAGGAGAGUCACAGAUUACAGCAAGGUCGAUAUUUUGACAAGUGCAUUGACCUGAACCUUCAGAGUCCUGAGAUACUUGUCAGCUGGACCAAUAUGGCCAAGGCUUUGCCUGUCCCGAGCCUUUGGGGGCCAAGCCUAGCCUAGAUCAACAGGUCUGAAGGAGAGCGCUUGAUCUUACUUCUAGGUGGGUCAAGUUGGGCUUGUGUGAUGCUUUUGAGCUCAUUCAGUUGUCCCCUUGGGCCACUGGAAUUCAGAGGCCCAAAAUUAAGAGAAAAGAGGAAUACUCCUUUGGGCUACUCAAAUCUACCCCCAUCCAGAUGCAUAGUAUUAUUUUGGUUUAGGUCCAGCCCAACUUGGGCCAGGAUUUGGACUGGCCUAAACUUGUGCCGGGCCCUAAAGUAUAGAGUUGGGGUUUAUUUUAGAUUACUUUUAGGUUUGAAUAAUAUAAUUUCUCUGGAUCUUUGUUUUCCUUCAUCAAGCUCUAAUUCAGGGUUAGUUUGGACCUGUGUCUUAUGAUGGUAAAAGCAUGUUCAGGGCCAGGUAUAAUAGUGUCUGCGCAUUGCUCUCCUGCCAUUGGCUCUGAGGCUCUUGUUCUGGCUUUUUUUUCUGUGUUUCAUGGGUUGAUAGACUUAACACUCUCAUUAUCCAUUUCAUUUCUCCUCUGAGUCUUUAUCUAGCUAUAUAGAGGAUAUGGUUAGCAGAAAAGGAGAUACACUGGUCAACCAAAAAUGUACUUUGAUUCAAAGAGAAAAAAAAAGUUGAAGUUUCCACAGGAUGCUUAAUGUGGCCUGCUGUUGAAGCACCUUGUGCUAUUUAAGACAUCUGAUCCCUUAAUGGGAGAAUUAGGUUGCCAGUAUCUUAACUUUGACCUCAUCUGUGCCAUCUACAUUAGUUCAUUCUGGAUGUAUGAUUUCACAUGAGCAAAUGAAUACCCAUUAAAAUAGGCAGAUAUAUUUCAGAUAAACAUAGUAUUCCACAGGACUCACGCCUGAUUCCAGUAAUGACUGCCCAGUAAAACUCUUUCAGGCGAUAAUAAAAUAUUUUAAGCAGAGAUUCUCCUGCAAGAAGAAGAAGAAACUAAGAUAACUUCUAGAUCACACAAGGGACUCACAAGUCUUCCAGCUACCAAGCCAUUCUACACUCUUUCUGUAACCACCCUGUCUGUGUUUCCCUGGUUCUAAAUGCAUUUAUAGACGCGAUAAAAUUCACCAAACAAGAGAUGCCAUAUCGUGCCUGAUCCUAUUAGGGCCUGCACAGCCUUGGCCUAGUCUGUGGACGUAGGACCCAGCUAGGUUGUGAGUCUGAUUUCGUUCUUCCACUGUCCCUGCACCCCCCUACACGUACCGACCACAGUGAUCCAAAAGACCCCAGGCAUAGAGGCAAAAGUUCCCAUCAAGUUCAACAGCUCUAGGGCCAUUUAGGAUGCAGUAAAAUAUCACACAUUUCCCAGAGCCCCUAUUCACUUACUGAUACAACUAGUCCCAGCAACCCACAGAGCCAACCAAACAUGUUCAACCCCACCACAAAGUUGGGGUGGAACCUCACUGGGUUUAGCUGAGGUUUCAGGCUCUGGGUGUGGGUCUCCACUUCUGAGGCUGAGUUUGGGCUUAGACCACAGGAGUUUGACCCCUGAAGGACUCCAGCAUCAAAUGACGCUAGGGAUGGCCAGACAAGUGCUGCCCCAGGAAGCUAGGCCAGCUUGAGGAAGACUAGAUUGGCCUGAAUGUCUCAAACUGGACUUGUCAGACAUCUCAAGACCCAGAGACAAGAAUUCCCAUCUCUGGCAUUCAUGACAGGUCUGGGAUGCCUUCUUCCAGAUGCUGCACCAUACACCUUGUUGAUAUACAUGUAUAUGACAGGUGUGUGCCUGUGUAUCUACUUGUGUGUGUAUGCACAUACAAACACAUAUAGAGUGUAAAUGAUGGAGAAAUGCCCAGGGUACUGAUAUUGCUAUGGGUUGGAAAUGACAGCACCAGACGAGACGUUUGUAGGAAUUCCGCUCCCACCCCCGUAUUCAAUGGAUAAAACUUGAAUGAUGAUAUCAAUUCCAUAUCCAUCACUGCCUAUACUGCACACAUAUAUUCAGUGUGUGUGUGUGUGUGUGUGUGUGUGUGUGUGUGUGUGUGUGAAUCAGUGAUUCUCUGCACUCAUUGUCUUAUUUCUUUUUGAGAGCCUAGAACCAUUAAAAGCAAGAUUGGCAGAGUAUGGUGCAGAAACGGAGGAUAAAGAUAGGAAAUACAAGUGAACAAAUAGGAAAUGUAUUCUUCAGCAGAUCUUUGCAAGUCACAGGAUGGAAGAUUCUAGAAGGGUAAGCUAGCCAGUCCAAGGCAUAACUAAGCACAGAUAUAAACAGAAAUAUUUUCUCAUUCACAUGGGAUAGUAGUCAUAGUUACAUUCAAGUGCAGUGUAUAUUUAUGUGUUGCUAGAACUAGGGUGAAGAGAGAAGUAUCAGAAAGCACAGGUGGUACUUUGAAAUUAAAAAUAUUCCUUGGUUUUACCACUUUAGAACAAAAUCUUCAAUAUGGUACUGAUAAGCCUUUGAAAGAACUUGCCUUUAAACCUUCCUAACCAGUGUUCAUCACUUCACAGCCUUGGUACUCUGGGUUUGCCAUUUCAAUUAUGAAAGUCAAAUGUAAAUCUCUAUUAUAGCUUUGUAAACAUGAAGGACUCAUCCAGUACUCUACCAGUAGCUGCACUUUUAAGGAAGUUGGGCUAUAUUCAUUAUAACUUAUUGGUCAUAAUGGCAUAAAUACUGUCCCUCAUUCAAAGUCAAUACAGAUGCAAAAUGCUACGUAGCUUAAUUGCUUGAACCCUGGCUCCUCUUCCAUACAAAUUAAGUCUGGCUCCUGCCUUGAGGCAAGAGGAAAAUGGUCACUUCUUUGAACUGUUCCACUUCUCCCCGGGGACAUUGCUGCCAACUGUGAUCCAUGAGUAGUAAAUCCAGGUGGGACACCCCUCCUGCUCAAGAUAUGACAUUUCCGGGACCACCUCCUGCCCCCUUUCUCCAUUCUCCACCCAGCGCCAACAGAAAUGGGCAAGCUGGGGCAGUAAACAUGUUUAAGAGAAAGGAUUGAAAUUUACAGUUGAUCCUAAAAAGGGAACACAUUUAAUGCCAACUUUCUUUUUAUGCACUGCCAGUUCCAAAUUAACUUGAGCAGACACAAAAUUCUUGUAUAGCUAUGCUGGGAUUACACUGAGGCAGGUAGAAAUGGGAUCUGAAAGUUGAAUGACUAGGCUGCGACUUGAGAUGAAGUGAGAUUUUAUCAUCAGAGCAUUGGUGGAUUAUCCUUAAAACCUAGCCUGGUUUACAGAAAGGCAAAAAGUGCUCAAUGUCCAAGAGAGUCUUUAUGAGGAGUCGAAGAGUGGAGACAGUUGCAGUAAAAAAACAAAAAAACACACAAACCUGCAUUAAGGUGGUGUGGAGCCCUUACAACAUGAAAGAGCUGGUAUUGAUUUGACAUUUGGACAGCAUUAUUGCUCCCCACAUUGGUGGGAAAGUGAGCAAGGAUAAAACCCACACCAAUUAAUUUAGUGCCAUUAAUUUGUUAGGGAGCACGGAUGUGCUCUGGAAAUUAGAAGCAUUAGCCACUGAGAUGGACACCCCAUGUUAGCAAAAAACACAAUCGGUGAUUUAAGGUGAUAAGCAUUGGAAAUUCUUUAGCUGACUGCACAAAAAGUUUGGAGGGGACGGGAGAGGGAAGAUAGCAGAGGCACACAAACUGCUGAACUGAAAUUGUAUUUUUCCACAAGUUAAAAUGUCUGUUAAAAUUCAUAAGAAAGCAGUUUACAUUUGCUUCCCCCUAGGAAAUAGAAAUUUUAGAAGACAUUAAAUGCAAACUUUUAUUUUCUCAGAAUGAGAAAGCAUCAGCUUCCUUGUGUUUAGUGUGUAAAUUAGUAUUCAAGUGAUCAAAUAACCUUUGUGUGGCUGUUAGCCCUAUUCCAGGUGUUUUCUAUGGAACAAUCUAGCAUCUUAGGGAAACUUGCUGUGAAAGCUGAAUCUAAUAAUUAUAAAGCCACUCUGAUUUCACUCUUUCAAAAAAUCCGCCCCCCCCCCCCCCCACAGUAUUUUUUAAAGAAAUUAGAAGGAAAAAAAAACCCAUGACCUGAUCUAACAGAGAUUGAAAUAGGUAGACAUAUAGCAAGCCAUAGUCAAGGCUACUGCCCUGAUUUGGUGACCCUCAUGAUGUCACAUUUACAACUUUCCAAUGUUCAUUCCUUAUGUCAUCCAACCAUUUCCUCUCCAUUGCCAGGAUUCAUUCCCAUUUUAGUAAUUCUCACAGUUUCCUCUUUAUUCUCCAACUCCUGUGUGGUUUCUUUCAACCAUACUUAUCCCGCUUCCCACCAAUUGGAGUGCGUCUCUAUCGAUUUCACCUGGACCUUUGGCAUGCGAGAUUCUCUGAAAGCAGGUCUAAGCCUCUUGAGACCAGAAUGCAUUUUUGGAUGCUGAAUUUAUCUGGAUAACUCUUUUAGGCAUCCCAAUACCAUACUUUCCUUUGUAAUAGCACAUUGUAUUGCUGAUUCCUAAUCCGUUUUUGUUCCCUUUGUAUUCCUGAUCCUUAUCUCUCGUACUCCUGCCUAGCCAGGAAUCCUGGGGUUUGUUUUUCCUCCCUAAACGUACUUCCCUGCCCAUAGCCCAGAUGAACUCUAUUCCAUUAGCUCCUGAUCAUUUCUCCAAGUUAUCAAGGUCAUUUUGAAUUCUAUUCCUCUCCUCCAAGGGGUUGGCCUGCUUAUUCCCCAACUUCAUGCCAUAUAAAAAUGAAGUGCUCAUUAAUCUCUCUUCUAAAACCCAGAUAGGACCCCCUAAAUGGCCCUACUUUUGGAUGUUGACACUCUGUUUGGGGGCAAAAAUCCACUUCAUACGUACUGGUCAAGCUAGGAGAGUUAUGAAAAUUUGAGAUUCCAGCUCCUAGAUAUAGAUGAGAAUUAGGGACAUACAUUGACGCGAAAACAGAAACUGCUUAAUUUAGCUCAUCAAGAACAGUGUAGGACCCACAGAAUUAACUGCACAUGUACCUAUGUAGUUGCUUUUGAGGGGUUGUGUAUCAUUUUCUCAUUUAAAUCAGUAUGACGUGAGUUGUUAAAGCCAUUUCUUUGCCAUUUUAUCAACCAACAUUUAAGUCAGAUUUAUACUCCUUUCCUGGGAAGUUUGACUGACAAGCCAUAUGAUGAAUGUGGCAGCAAAGGGGAAUGUAAAAGUAAUUUAUUAUUAUUAGUCUUUCAUUCCACCCUAAAAUCUUUGAAAAGAUGAAUCCUAAGAUCCCCGGAUGGACAUUGUGCCCCAACUAGCUGUUAAUUCAACAGGACCCCUCCAUCUAGCUUGUUGUGGGCAGAGAAUCUGUUUGCUGUUGUUUUGGACUCUCCCAAGCAUUUAGUACAGUGCUUGGCACACAGUAAGUGCCCAGUAAAUAUGAUCGAAUGAAUCUUUAUUAAAAUUAACACUUGCAGAAAGACCAAAUCACCUAAUGUCUAAGAUAUCAUGAAAUACCACAAUAAUACUUGGUUUUCUAAAUACAAGGUAUUCACUAAGAAUAACAUCUUGGUCAUUCUUUUGCUGUAGUUUUUAUUGUAAUCUAAAGUUUAUCUACCCCAAUAAUAGAUAAAAAUAUUUUGUGAGCAUGGAUCGUGUCUACCAACUCUAUCGUACUCUUCCAAGUGCUCUUUCAAGUACCGUGCUCUGCACACAGUAAGUGCUCAAAUGCCAUUGAUUGAUUCCAGCUAUCAGAUUAUUCUAUUUUCUAACUAAAUGAAUUGGCAAUUGAUCGUUACUAUUCACCAAGGAAAUUUAAAGAGUGGGUAGAAGAUAAGAAUGACACUUCCAAGGCAAAUGGUGGUGACAAAUAGGUGGGCAUCAUCUAAUCCCCGAUGCAGCUCAAUAACAUUGUGAAUGAAUAGCUAUCUCAGUGCAUCUUCUUAGGAAAGAUAUUGUAUUAUUGAUUUUUCUGUUCUUGACAAAUCCAAAUAAUCUCUGGCCCAUGAGAUGUUACAAACUAUCCCAGAAGCGAUAUUACUGGUAUAGUAUUAAAUUUUCGCUCCCAUAUUUUCUCACAGAGAGUUACCAUUUUAUGGUAACCAUAGACUUUCAUUUACUUCACCUAUCAUUACCGCUGUUCAUGUAUUAUCCUAGGCCAGUACCGCACUCAAAGAAUGAUCCAGAUUGUAAUUCUAGAGGAAAAAAACCCACAUUUUUCUGCAAUUAUCUGUAGGUUUCAAGCAAAUGUUUUUUUGUCCCUGUCAAAAGGAAAUAUGGGAUAUGAAUAUGCAGAACUGUCAGCCAUUAACUGGAGACAGGUAUUAAAUUGGGCCAAUCAAGAGCCUGCCACCUUAAGUAGACACAUCCAAAAAUCAGGUUGAUCCUUAGAACAAGGAAGGAGGCGAUUAACCAAUGGUUCCUCCUCUCUUGGGGCCAUUUUGUCUUUUGGGGUUUUCUGUAGGAGAUCCCUAUAGACCCUCUAGACUGUGAGCUCAUAAUGGGCAGGGAUUGUACUUUCCCAAGCGCUUAGUACAGUGCUCUGCACAGAGUAAGCGCUCAAUAAAUAUAAUUGAAUGCAUGAGUGAAUUAAUCCCAUGACCCUCUCUGCUCUUGGGCGUGGAGUAGGAGGAGUGGGGAGGGAAGAGGGUGGGAGACACAUCUUUUAGCCAUCAUUCUUUUUUCCCAGAAUUUGUGCCUAACGUUACACAUGGAUUUGUGUGCCGACUUCCUUCAGUACUCGCUUCAGUUCAUUUUAAUUCUCCAGGAUCAUCUUGAUUUUACGAAAGAGUUACCAUUCUAAAUCAGAAGCUUAAAUGGGCCCCAGAUGAGGUCAUCUGUACCACCUUGCCAUUUAGGACAGAGAGGUGGGAGAGAAAGUGAUCCCAGCGUGAACACGUAGUGGUUCCCAUGUGCAUAUCUGUCCCUGUGGACUAAAAGUUCCAGCAGUCCAUAAUAGAGAGUGGACGUACAUCAGUGCAGCCCUGGUUGGACUCCUUUGAGACCAGGAACAAGCCAGGACCCCACAGUAUCGUGGCUCAUCUAGGAUAGAUUAAAACCAUACUGAACUGGGCUUAGUCAAAAAUUCUGGUCUAAGAGAGACACAGUCACAAAAGUAAGAGUGAUAAAGCUACUUUCUUCCCCCUUGGUUAUAUUUACUGGAGUCAUUUGCAGUAAAGGGGAGGUUGAAGGAAACAGUUCAAACACUGGGCAGGAGACAUCAUAGGGCUGCAAAAUAGAAAUUGAGACAUUGACCCAAGCAAAGUCUUUUGCCCUGAAGCUACACAAAAUAAAUGAAGCGAUUGGCUAAUCAGUCUGAAGCUCGACAGAGUGCCAUUUUGUAAAGGAUCGUUUUAGGAAUCAAAAGCUUCCGAUAUUCCUUUGCUCCUCUUUCUAAAAGAAUGAAAUAAAUAUAAUCAGCCCUUCUGCAUCCCCAUGAGGCAACUGCACCGAAGUCCUGAGAAAUUCUUGUGUUCUUUUUCGGGGAAGAAUUGAUCAAUAUUCACUAGAUGGAAAUAUAUUGUAGUCGUGCGUCAGUUUGUUCUCUGUGAAAGUGAAUGUGUACAUAGUUUGAAAAUGAUAUUUAUUUGUACAUAAACCAUUUGAAGUAAUAUAUAGUUCUGUCUCUGUGCCCACCACUCUUAAUAUAGGAUGUUUCUCUAUGUUUGUGUUACACUUUCAAAUUCGAUGUAUCAGGAACCUCUGAACCAGCCAUUUCCUCAUCUGCAGUCACUUGAUGUAACUAAAUCUAUUAAGUGUGAACAAUAAAAAGCAAUAUAAAAUG
Ornithorhynchus anatinus (platypus) is the source of this 11390-nucleotide messenger RNA. It is a transcript of the gene SLC24A2, whose product is annotated as solute carrier family 24 member 2. NCBI's taxonomy places the organism in Eukaryota, Metazoa, Chordata, Mammalia, Monotremata, Ornithorhynchidae. The record is from RefSeq and is a predicted model, not a curated record. Gene Ontology annotation, biological process: intracellular calcium ion homeostasis; long-term synaptic potentiation; long-term synaptic depression. Bases 274 to 2349 code for a protein of 691 amino acids. Gene Ontology annotation, molecular function: calcium channel activity; calcium, potassium:sodium antiporter activity. Gene Ontology annotation, cellular component: membrane. The transcript has 12 exons.